ACAAACGAGAAAACUAGGCUACCAGGCACUGGGGCGAUGGGCCACAGCCCGGAGGGGUAGUGGGCCCGGAAGGGGCGCGGGAGUGGGCUCUCCCCAGGCUCGCGGCACGUGGUCGGCUUGGGCGGGAGCUUCGCGACAGUGGGGGAGGGGAGCAGCGUGGGACGCCGAGGAGGGGUCCAGGCCGCCAAGGCUACGAGGCGCCGACUGCGCAGGCUCGGGGACAGGCGCAACCACUACGCGCAGACCUGAGGGGGAGAAUGUCCACCCGGCUGCACGCUCCCUGGAUCUACUUGCGCAGCGAAAGCUUGUCUUCUUCUUCAUUUUAAGACUGUGUAUGGCGCCGCCUUGCGCAGUUUGUUCACCCUAAGAGGGCCUCUAAUCUCGAGCCCGAAGCGGCCUCCUUCUCCAGCCGUGCCCCUUCCUCCCCCGUGGAGGCCGCACUGGAUGCUCCCACCUCCCUGCAGCCUCCGGAGGUGGUUUGGUGGCCACCUCCUCGCGAGUUGGUGCCGCUGCCACCCCCGAUUCCGAGCCUUCGGCACCUCUGCCGGGUGGUACCCAGCCUUCCCGGCGCCCCCUCCUCUCCUCCCACCGGCCUGCCCUUCCCCGCGGGACUACCGCCCCCACGUUUCCCUCAGCCCUUUUCUCUCCCGGCCGAGCCGCGGCGGCAGCAGCAGCAGCAGCGGGAGGAGGAGCCCGGAGGCGGCGGUGGCCGGGGAGCCCAUGGCGUACAGUCAAGGAGGCGGCAAAAAAAAAGUCUGCUACUACUACGACGGUGAUAUUGGAAAUUAUUAUUAUGGACAGGGUCAUCCCAUGAAGCCUCAUAGAAUCCGCAUGACCCAUAACUUGCUGUUAAAUUAUGGCUUAUACAGAAAAAUGGAAAUAUAUAGGCCCCAUAAAGCCACUGCCGAAGAAAUGACAAAAUAUCACAGUGAUGAGUAUAUCAAAUUUCUACGGUCAAUAAGACCUGAUAACAUGUCUGAGUAUAGUAAGCAGAUGCAGAGAUUUAAUGUUGGAGAAGAUUGUCCAGUGUUUGAUGGACUCUUUGAGUUUUGUCAGCUCUCAACUGGCGGUUCAGUUGCUGGAGCUGUGAAGUUAAACCGACAACAGACUGAUAUGGCUGUUAAUUGGGCUGGAGGAUUACAUCAUGCUAAGAAAUCAGAAGCAUCAGGAUUCUGUUACGUUAAUGAUAUUGUGCUUGCCAUCCUUGAAUUACUAAAGUAUCAUCAGAGAGUCUUAUAUAUUGAUAUAGAUAUUCAUCAUGGUGAUGGUGUUGAAGAAGCUUUUUAUACAACAGAUCGUGUAAUGACGGUAUCAUUCCAUAAAUAUGGGGAAUACUUUCCUGGCACAGGAGACUUGAGGGAUAUUGGUGCUGGAAAAGGCAAAUACUAUGCUGUCAAUUUUCCAAUGAGAGAUGGUAUAGAUGAUGAGUCAUAUGGGCAGAUAUUUAAGCCUAUUAUCUCAAAGGUGAUGGAGAUGUAUCAACCUAGUGCUGUGGUAUUACAGUGUGGUGCAGACUCAUUAUCUGGUGAUAGACUGGGUUGUUUCAAUCUAACAGUCAAAGGUCAUGCUAAAUGUGUAGAAGUUGUAAAAACUUUUAACUUACCAUUACUGAUGCUUGGAGGAGGUGGCUACACAAUCCGUAAUGUUGCUCGAUGUUGGACAUAUGAGACUGCAGUUGCCCUUGAUUGUGAGAUUCCCAAUGAGUUGCCAUAUAAUGAUUACUUUGAGUAUUUUGGACCAGACUUCAAAUUGCAUAUUAGUCCUUCAAACAUGACAAACCAGAACACUCCAGAAUAUAUGGAAAAGAUAAAACAGCGUUUAUUUGAAAAUUUGCGCAUGUUACCUCAUGCACCUGGUGUCCAGAUGCAAGCUAUUCCAGAAGAUGCCGUUCAUGAAGACAGUGGAGAUGAAGAUGGAGAAGAUCCAGACAAGAGAAUUUCUAUUCGAGCAUCAGACAAGCGGAUAGCUUGUGAUGAAGAAUUCUCAGAUUCUGAGGAUGAAGGAGAAGGAGGUCGAAGAAAUGUGGCUGAUCAUAAGAAAGGAGCAAAGAAAGCUAGAAUUGAAGAAGAUAAGAAAGAAACAGAGGACAAAAAAGCAGACGUUAAGGAAGAAGAUAAAUCCAAGGACAACAGUGGUGAAAAAACAGAUACCAAAGGAACCAAAUCAGAACAGCUCAGCAACCCCUGAAUUUGACAGUCUCACCAAUUUCAGAAAAUCAUUAAAAAGAAAAUAUUGAAAGGAAAAUGUUUUCUUUUUGAAGACUUCUGGCUUCAUUUUAUACUACUUUGGCAUGGACUGUAUUUAUUUUCAAAUGGCUUUUUCAUUUUUGUUUUUCUUGGCAAGUUUUAUUGUGAGUUUUUCUAAUUAUGAAGCAAAAUUUCUUUUCUCCACCAUGCUUUAUGUGAUAGUAUUUAAAAUUGUUGUGAGUUAUUAUGUCAAAAAAACUGAUCUAUUAAAGAAGUAAUUGGCCUUUCUGAGCUGAUUUUUCCAUCUUUUGUAAUUAUCUUUAUUAAAAAAUUGUACUUGGA
This is a messenger RNA of Pongo pygmaeus (Bornean orangutan), 2528 nucleotides long. It is a transcript of the gene HDAC2, whose product is annotated as histone deacetylase 2. Bases 445 to 2187 code for a protein of 580 amino acids. Gene Ontology annotation, cellular component: NuRD complex. Gene Ontology annotation, molecular function: histone deacetylase activity. The record is from RefSeq and is a predicted model, not a curated record. Gene Ontology annotation, biological process: heterochromatin formation. NCBI's taxonomy places the organism in Eukaryota, Metazoa, Chordata, Mammalia, Primates, Hominidae. The transcript is spliced from 14 exons.